AUGCCAAUUUCUCUCUUAAAAUUCCCAACCGACCUUCUUCGAGAUGUGCUCAAGCAGUGUAAUCCCUUUGAGCUGUUUGGUGAGGAAAUAGAAGAUGAAGUUAUGAUUUACGACGCAGUCAGAAUCUGUAAGGAAGACGGUAAGAAGGCGUGGUUGAAAGUGGUGUUAGGAGACGUUCCAAAACUGAGAUUUUUAAUGUGCAAGCCAGGUAAUACGUGGGUAGAAGAAAUAGAUUUGAGUGAUUAUGAGGAGGAGUCCGAAGAUGAAGUGUAG
Molecule: messenger RNA, 273 nt
Organism: Caenorhabditis briggsae
Lineage: Eukaryota; Metazoa; Nematoda; Chromadorea; Rhabditida; Rhabditidae
Exons: 3
Coding region: 1-273 (90 amino acids)
Source: RefSeq, a predicted model, not a curated record